Messenger RNA from Lactuca virosa, 204 nucleotides. NCBI's taxonomy places the organism in Eukaryota, Viridiplantae, Streptophyta, Magnoliopsida, Asterales, Asteraceae. The record is from the annotation of a GenBank genome assembly.
AUGGUGGAUGCGCCGACGGGGUACUAUGAUGAGGCACCAGGGCGGAUGAGUGCUAUUUAUACGGCGGGGAUGAUGGCGAGGAACAGGGCAGAGGGAGAGACCGAUGUUUUUGUGCAUGAUGAAACCCUAGUCAUAUAUCUCUCUUUCAUUGUGGACUCUUCACUGUGCUCUCGGAAGAAACGCUCGUGUAAUUAUCAGAUCUGA